Molecule: messenger RNA, 1153 nt
Organism: Dermacentor andersoni
Lineage: Eukaryota; Metazoa; Arthropoda; Arachnida; Ixodida; Ixodidae
Source: RefSeq, a predicted model, not a curated record
GUCGAUCUAUCAAGGAUGGACCAACAAGAACUUAGUGAGCUGUAGGGCUACAGUUUUCAGAUUCCAGUCCACAUGUUUCAUACUACAGUACGGCUUCGUCUGCUUCUUAUUUGUACCACCGAUCGCUCUACCAAGCACGGAAUCAGCAAUCGUCCGACGUUUGAAACUGUUUUUCGUGACAACUCUGUCAUUCUAACCCAUGGAGAUUGUCGUGACGCCUGCCGAGGACACGCCCACGAAAGAGGGACAGGAGCUAAAGGACGAGACGCGACACUCCUCGGACUCCAGCCGCGCUUCGCCGCCGCCGUCGCCACCGCCACCGGCUGUGUGCAGCAACACGGACUACGCGCGCACGCGUACGAGCGUCUUCCUGGACCUGCACGCUCCCAUGGAGGUGUCCACGUCGGUGGUGCUCAGGUUCUGCGAGGAAAACGUGCUCCGCCACUACUUCCGGCUUCUCGCCAUUGUCGGCUGGCUGCCCCUUGUGGACACCAGCGAGCACGUGCGCUGCCAGCCCGCGCUGCAGACGCUCAACGUCAUGCACAACGUCGUCGUCUUCGUCAUCCUCGUACUCGGGCACGUGCUUCAAUACACGUCCUGUUUCCGAAGGGACGGCAUCGUAAGCUACGGGUCGCAAGCAAUCCACUCGCCCGCAGCCGUCAAGCACAACGGAUUGGUCCACGGAAAAAACAUGAAGUGUGGCAGCAGCUGGUUUGCCGUUUACCUCCUGCCUGCUGUGAUGCAGGUCAUGGCGUACGUCAUCGCCUUGAUUCACAUGCGUUCGCACGAGAACGAGCAGUUUCAGUCGCUCGUCGAGAAGGUCUUCCUGCAGCUGACCCCUACCGACGUCUGGAACGUCGCCAAGAAGCGCAUCACGGGCCGGUUGCACGCCGUCUACGCCGCCGGCAUCUUCUGGAUCGCCGCCUCCUUGGCAUCGCAAUUGGUCAACGUAUACGCCGGCGGCACGCUCAGACUUGAGUGGAUGUACGUCGCGGAGGACGCCGAGGAAGUGCACUACUUCCUGCUCUCAGCACUCGUCUCGAUGCAGCUCUUGCACGACGUCGUGAGCAUGACCAUUAGACGGCUGGUGCGCAAGCACGUGCUUGCGCGCCAGUUUCCACUCGGCCACACAGACAGGAAUGAAAGCGAAUAG